AUGUCGCCUAAACCUCCGCCUGCCAAGGCAGACUCCAUCAUCAUCGUCGGCGCCGGCGUCUUUGGCCUCUCCACCGCCCUCGAGCUUGCCCAGCGCGGAUACACCAACGUCACCGUGCUCGACCGCUUCGUGCCGCCGGCCGUCGACGGCAGCAGCGUGGACCUUUCGCGCAUCAUCCGCUUCGACUACGGCGACCGUCUGUACGGCGUCAUGGCGCGCGAGGCCGUCGCCGGCUGGGCCGCCGACUACCCGGACCACUACCACCAGUGCGGCUUCGUGAUGCUCAACGAGGCGAAGGAGCCCGAGUUCGAGUACACGCGCCACUGCGUCGCAGUCGACGAGAAGCUCGGACGCACCAUUGAGCUGUACGACGACGCCGCCGACAUGCGGCAGCGCGUCCCCGGCAUCCCGGCUAAACUCGAGGGAUUCAAGGCCUUUUACAACCCCAAGGGCGGGUGGGCCGACGCAGCGGCCAGCAUCGGACAGCUGGCGGGACGAUGCAGCCAGGCAGGGGUUUCCAUCGUCUCUGGGAGGCGCGGCACGGUCAAGAAGCUGGUAUACCACGGCUCGCGCGUGACUGGCGUACAGUUCCUCGACAGCAGCCGCAUGAGCGCUUCCCUGGUCAUUCUCGCCACCGGCGCCUGGACGAACCAUUUGCUCCGCGUCACCCACGCAAGCUCCGCCUCGGCGCAGCCCGUGGGCUUCAUCCAGCUCACCGAUGCCGAGGCCGCCACGCUGCGGGGCAUGCCCGUCAUGAUCAACGCCAACAAGGGCGUGUUUGUGUUCCCCCCCACGCCGGGCACAAAUAUCCUCAAGAUUGCCCGUCACGGCUACGGGUAUGCGACUGCGGAAACAGUCGAUGACGGGCGCACCCCGCCGAGCGUCCUCUCCUGCCCGCGCCGGGACGCCAACAAUGCGCGCACUUCCUUCAUGCCCGAGGACGCGCAACAAGGGCUGCGCGAUGGGCUGCGGGACCUGGUGCCCGAGUUUGCGGAGCGACCAUGGUCGAGGCUGCGCUUGUGUUGGUACUCGGACACUCCCGAGGGUGACUUCAUCGUCGACAACCAUCCACAGGUCGAGGGGCUCUUUCUGGCAACGGGCGGCUCGGGACAUGGAUUCAAAUUUCUUCCGGUACUGGGCAGGUAUAUUGUCGAUUGUCUUGAGAACAAGGCGAGCCAGAGCUUGAGACACCAGUGGCGUAUGCGUCCAGACUCGGAGGCGAGUGAGAUCAAGAUUGGCGAUGGAAGCCGGGGCGGACCGCCGCUGCGAACUUUGACAACUCUAGAGCAGUCAAAAUUAUGA
This is a messenger RNA of Beauveria bassiana ARSEF 2860, 1302 nucleotides long. RefSeq names its product fructosyl amino acid oxidase. Bases 1 to 1302 code for a protein of 433 amino acids. NCBI's taxonomy places the organism in Eukaryota, Fungi, Ascomycota, Sordariomycetes, Hypocreales, Cordycipitaceae. Gene Ontology annotation, molecular function: proline dehydrogenase activity; L-pipecolate oxidase activity; flavin adenine dinucleotide binding. The record is from RefSeq and is a predicted model, not a curated record. The transcript has 2 exons.